Schistocerca gregaria is the source of this 1068-nucleotide messenger RNA. RefSeq names its product arp2/3 complex-activating protein rickA-like. Bases 1 to 1068 code for a protein of 355 amino acids. The transcript is spliced from 4 exons. The record is from RefSeq and is a predicted model, not a curated record. NCBI's taxonomy places the organism in Eukaryota, Metazoa, Arthropoda, Insecta, Orthoptera, Acrididae.
AUGGAGGAGAGUGAUUCUGGGGUGAACGUAGCAGUGGAACAGGAAGUAGGUGUCGACCUUGGGUUAAUGAGCGAGAACAGCAAACAAUCGGAAGGGGCUGAAUUGGUCAGCGGACCGCGGCUAUGUGAUCCUUUAGGCAGCGGGCUUUGUCCACAAUCGGGGGCUUUUCCCGACGACGCGGGCGAGCUGGGACUAGGUCCGAGGAUGGAUAGAGAUAAUAAGGAAAGAUUGGAAGCAAUGGAUAGAGAUAAUAAGGAAAGACUGGAAGCGAUGGAUAAAGAUAAUAAGGAGAGAGAUAGGGAGACUAAGGAAAGAUUGGAAGCGAAUAAGGAAAUAUGGGAGGCAAUGGAUAAGGGAAAUAAAGAGGGAAUGAGGAAGCUACACACAGUUAUCGAUGAGCGUCUGUCCGCAGUUAAUAAUCGGUUAGAUGAGGGAGAGAAGAAUCUGGAUGCGUUGAAGCAAGUAUGUGUUGCCGUGAAAGAAAAAGCAAUAGAGAAUGAUAUUACAGAACGUAGGGACGUGUUGCCCGAUGAGCGAAUCAAAGAGAUAGUGGAGGACUUACUUGCAGAUAAACAAGGGGCAUUAGACAGCGUGGAAGCUCAAGUCACCCGGCAGGAAGCGGCGCUAAAUAAACACAGGGAUGAAGUUGCGGAGGAGGAGAUACAAACACCAUUACAGUUUAAAGAGGCACAAUUAGAAGUAAAUAGGAAACAUAGGGAAGAACUAGCACAGUUACAAUUAGCGUGCAGUAGCGAAUGUGAAACACCACCAGGUAGAUCGCUGAGGGAGAGUGAGAUAAAUUCAAAAAACGAAAAUAGGCAGAAAGAGGAAGACGAACUCAGCGAGUUAGAAGAAAGAAUACGUCGCGCUCCAUUCGCGACCGGGUCGUUCCCGCUGCCGCCGCCGCCGCCGCCGCCGCCGCCACUCGCCUAUGCUGGGCCCCGACGCGUCGCGUCCAAUUACAAGCUGUGCACGCCGCCGCCGCCGCCGCCGCCGUCUCACCUUUUAGCGAUAAUUACAGAGGCGGCGGGCUCUGCCCAGACUCCCCUCCCUCUCGCGCCAAAUUAA